GCUUCGAUUUCGCUUUCUCACUUCAACUGUGAAAUGCAUCAUGUUUUGUCUUGAUCAUUCCGUCAUUAAUUUUCACACACACACACACACACACACACACCUUCGCGCCUCCUCCCUGCCAACACUAUCAAAUGGCUCUUUGUUUCACUCAUCAGUGGCAUUCGCCCGCUUGGCUUAUCGCUUACCAAUCCGUUGGAACAGCAGCUGUUACGAACUGACCUGAAAUUCAACAUGCAGCCGUACUUGUCCAGCUCUUCCCUUGAUCCUAGCAAUACAGUAUCUGCCAGAUUGUACAGACUGGACUUGUGACACUGAGCUUUGAGGGCCAGCAACGCAAGCUGACCACCGCCGCGGACGCCGAGGUCGUUGUGAGCCAGCUCAACGCGACGCCCGGCCUCCAGCACCUGACGCUCAGCGGCAACACGUUCGGCGUCGAGGCCUGCGUUGCCAUCUGCAGUGCCCUUGCCCCGCACGCUGCGACGCUCGAAGUGGUCAACUUUAGCGACAUUUUCACGUCGCGGCUCCACUCUGAAAUCCGCGACGCCGUUACCGCGUUCAGUGCAGCGCUCGUCAACAUGCCCAAGCUGCGUGAAAUCAACUUUUCGGACAACGCUUUUGGUCCCAUUGGAGCAGAGCGCCUUUCGCCGCUCAUUGCUGGCAACCGCAACCUCGAGGUCAUUCGUGUCAACAACAAUGGCCUCGGUAGCAUUGGCGGCACCAUUGUUGCGAAGGCUCUCUGCGAGCUUGCCAACAGCGACCAACCCGUCCGCCUGCACACGUUCGUCGCCGGUCGCAACCGCCUCGAGAACAAGGGCGCGACCGCGCUCGCCCACGCCUUCACCCAGCUGAAGACGCUGCGCUUGAUUGCCAUGCCCCAGAACGGCAUCCACUACAUUGGUAUUGGCAAGCUGGCCGAGGCGUUCGUGUCAAACCCUGGUCUCCAGGUGAUUGACUUGAACGACAACACCUUCACCUCGAAGGGCGGCAAGAACAUGGCCAAGGCCAUUGCCUCGCUCAAGACGCUCAAGCGCAUCAACUUUGGCGACUGUCUCGCCCGCAAGGCCGGUGGCAAGGCUCUUAUUGAGGCUCUGACCGGUGGCCACGAGUUGCUCGAGGACUUGGAUUUGUCGUACAACGAACUCAAGCCUGCCAACGCCGAGCAGCUGAUUGAGGCGCUCAAGACUUUGACUGGUCUGAAGCAAAUCAACGUGCUCGGAAACGAGAUGAGCAAUAAGGGAGUUAAGAAGAUUAAGGCCGCCCUCGCCUCGGGAGUGCAGUAUACCGCACCGGACGAAGAUGAUGAGGACGAUCAAUCGUGCGACGACGACGAUGACGACGAAGAGGAGGAGGAAUCCGAAGCUGAGCCCGAAGAAGAAGAGCAGGAGGAGGAAGAGGCCGCCGAAGAAUCUGUCCCCGCAUCGGCAGUCAAGCCAUCAGCAACUGCAGAGGUCGAAGUGCUCACCGGCCAAGUUGCUGCCCUGAACGUCUCUGCGCCAUGAUUGCUCGUCUGGCCUUGUUUUGCCUUUUUGUCGCUUUUGGGAGUUGUGGAACCGGUUGAAUUUGGUGUUAUUGUUGCAUGUUUGCACUGUGGUUGAUGAAACAAAUGAGAGAAAACCCUUUGAUACUUUGUUCUGUGCUCUUCUCUUCGUUUUGUA
This is a messenger RNA of Capsaspora owczarzaki ATCC 30864, 1655 nucleotides long. Its product is annotated as ran GTPase activating protein 1, variant. The transcript is spliced from 6 exons. The coding region runs from base 576 to 1499 and encodes 307 amino acids. Gene Ontology annotation, biological process: activation of GTPase activity; nucleocytoplasmic transport. Lineage: Eukaryota; Filasterea; Ministeriida; Capsasporidae. The record is from RefSeq and is a predicted model, not a curated record. Gene Ontology annotation, cellular component: cytosol; perinuclear region of cytoplasm; nucleus. Gene Ontology annotation, molecular function: GTPase activator activity; small GTPase binding.